Rhipicephalus microplus (southern cattle tick) is the source of this 1344-nucleotide messenger RNA. RefSeq lists its product as uncharacterized. Lineage: Eukaryota; Metazoa; Arthropoda; Arachnida; Ixodida; Ixodidae. The record is from RefSeq and is a predicted model, not a curated record.
UCAUCUCGCAACAAGUCCAGAAACAUGGCUCGCCUCUUGGUAGUCUGUGUGCUGGCCGUCUCCGUGGCCUGUGCCACGUCUUACCAGUUCAAGAUUAGCAAUGGCCUGUAUGAUGGUGGCAGCUCCUUCGGUGGUAGCGGCUAUGGCAGUGGAAGCUAUGGUGGUUACGGCAUGGGUCUUGGCAGUUACGGCAGCAGCGGCUACGGAGGGUACGGCAGCGGCGGCUAUGGAGGCUUCGGCAGUGGACUCGGUAGCUACGGCAGUGGACUUGGCAGUCUUGGAUUUGGAAGCGGCAGCUACGGCAGCAGUGACCUCAGUGGUCUCGGCUUCGGCAGUGGUAGCUACGGCAGCUAUGGCAGCCUUGGCAGCCUUGGCAGUCUCGGCUAUGGCAGCAGUGGGCUCAGCGGUCUAGGCUUCGGUAGCAGUGGCUAUGGAAUUGGCAGCUAUGGCCGCUACGGCCGUGGACUUGGCAGUCUCAUCUAUGGAAGCAGUGGCCUCAGCGGUCUUGGUCUCGGCAGUGGCAUCUAUGGCAGUUAUGACAACCUUGGCAGUCUCGGCUAUGGUAGCAGUGGGCUCAGCGGUCUUGGCUUUGGUAGCAGUGGCUAUGGAAGUGGUAGCUAUCGCCGCUACGGCCGUGGACUUGGCAGUCUUAACUAUGGAAGCAGCGGCCUCAGUGGUCUUGGCCUCGGAAGUGGCAGUUAUGGCAGCCUCGGCUAUGGCAGCAGCGGGCUCAGUGGUCUUGGCUUCGGUAGCAGCGGCUAUGGAAGUGGUAGCUACGGCAGCUACGGUCGUGGUCUUGGCAGUCUCGGCUAUGGAAGCAGUGGCCUCGGUAGUCUUAGCUUUGGCAGUGGUAGAUACGGAAACCUUGGCAGCUUAGGCUAUGGCAGCAGUGGGCUUGGUGGUCUUGGCAGUCUUGGCUACUUAAGCAGUGGUCUUCGCUAUGGAGGCUAUGGUAGCGGUCUCAGAGGCUACGGAAGCUAUGGUAGCAGUCUUGGAAGCUACGGAGGUUACGGCAGCUAUGGAAGUGGUCUCGGAAGCUACGGCAGUGGCCUUGGAGGAUACGGAGGCUACGGAAGCUAUGGACUUGGAGGCUACGGAGGCUAUGGCAGCGGCCUCCUUGGUGGUCUUGGAUUUGGCAGUGGCCUCUAUGGCAGCAGAGGCUUUGGCGGCCUCGGCUACGGUGGUUACGGCAGCUACGGCAGUGGCUUCGGAAGCCUGCUUGGAGGGUUUGGAGGUCAAGGAAAUCUGUGGGGAGUGAAAUCCAGAUGGUAAACAACGCACUGAAGGAGAUGAGAUGCUUUGAAUGAUGAUCGCAAUUACACAAUAAAAUAACUUUCAUGGUUA